AUGGACCGAGGAGGCUGCCAGAUGAGCGGAGGAGGCGGCGGCAGCGACGCCACCGACCGACCCGGGAUGAUCACCCUGGAGGACCUGGAGUCCUUCUCCGAGGACCAGCUGUCAGACUCCGGCAACGGCAGCCUGGAAGAGGAGGGAGAAACUAUGGAGGCAGAAGACAAUUCCGACCGACUGCUGCAUUACUGGCAGGAAGUGGCGAGAGGACACCAAGUGGAAGUUUCUCCAGAUAUGGCAGAACCCAUUCAGCAGCUAAGCAGCGACAACCAAGGACGAAGUCAAAGAGAGCACAUCCCAUUUACCCUGCUAAUGCGAAAAGAGAAGUGUGGAGAACCGCUUUAUGAGAAACGUCAAUAUGAAAAGGGUCACUGGGCUUGUAUAACGUUGCACGAGGAAACAUACGAACAGAGCAUCUGCUACGGCUUCAUGAGAAUAAUGAGAUACAUCUGUCAGCAGAACUCCUUAGGAGACUACCUCGGUAUGACGCUGCCCAUAGUGACGGUAGUGCGGACAGAUGAAAAUCAUUCAGUGAUCUCCCAGGACGUCACUGUAGCCUACUACCUUCCCAUAGAGCAUCAGGCGCAGCCUCCACAGCCUGAUGAUAACGAGAUUGCCAUCGAGGUCUGGCCUGCCACUACCGUGUACACAAGGGGGUUUAGUGGUCCCACCAAUGAAGUGACCAUCAUCAAUCAAAUCAACGCCAUGGCCGAGCUGCUGGACUCUCCAGCUGUUUGCGUAAACGACUCGUUCAUCGUAGCCGGCUACACCAACCCCGCUCACAGCAACCGUCAGAAUGAAAUCUGGUUCCUGGAGCGGCGCUGACCCAGCGGCAUUAAUCCUACCAGUAACCCUAAAGCCUCAUGGACCCUUUGACACUGCCCCAGCUAGCUCAGCUACAGCCUCAGGUUCCAACAUCCUUUUAAGUCACCAUCCCUACCUGAAACGAAUACCAGCCUAGCACAAUCCAGAGCCGAUAGGUUUAUCAGUUUAAACAGACGAAAAGAAAAAAAAGUCUGAACCUUAAAGACUUUCCUUCUUUUUAAACAGAAGCGUGCCCCCAGUGGACAUGCAGCCUCACUGCACCCCUGCAGUUUGUUACAUAGCCAUAAUAACAUUCAGCCAUGUUGGUUACACCGUCGUGUGAUUUCGGCUUCAGCACCGCUACUUUUCUCUUUGGAAUAUACCAAUAUAACGUGGCUAAAGGUGGACAGUGACCGAUAAAAUGACCGAGAAUCAGCAGCUUGGUUUCUGUGCCAUGAACCCAACUGUGUGCUGCAGUUGGGUUUGAAUCAACCAGCAUACCAACCACUACUGAGAUUUAUUAUUUCAGGCACAAAAUUCCUCAAUGAUCUCAUUUAUGUACCUUAAAGGAUAUAACAGAAUUAAAGAGGAAUAAACAAUGUGGGACUUCAAGGCCCAGCAUUGUGACAGAGACUAAAGAUUUUAAAUAUAAGAGUUCACCAUCAGCUGCUCUGUUUAGGCAGCUCAGAAAUAAUUAAAGUGAAUAUUAUAGUACAAAUUUAUUUUAAGAAUAUCUUUAUCUCAGUUUGCUGUUAAAGUCUUUCCUGAUUUUAAAAGUAUAUUAUUUAAAAGCGAGAAGUAUCAAAGUUAUAAUUCUGCUUUUUUUGUUUUUUCCCCCUCAUUUUGAGCCUAAAUGAUCUUGUUCUGUUGACAAAUUCUCUUACCUGCUCAAAACAAGGGGAAUGCACCUAUUUCAAGAAAAAAAUGACUUGCUUAUGUUUCAUUUUUUGAAUGGCAAUUUGGUUUUUCCACCAAAUUAGAUUAAUUGCUUAACUAAAGGUGGUGCUACACCAGGCUCCCACCUGGUUCUACCAAAAACAGAAAAAGAGUUUGUGACUCUUAGAAUGACAGGAUCUUGUGGAUUAGAGAAUCUCCCAUCAGAUUUAUCCAGAUUUUUACUGGAUGACCUCAAUGAAUGGAAACCUGACCUGAUAAACAGAUAUCUUAAUAGCAUCUUCACUUAUUCAGGUUGUUGUAACAAGCUGUUUGUGAAGGUUUCAGAAUGCUGUAAGAACGAAUCUUCACUGCAAAUUUAGGAU
Molecule: messenger RNA, 2066 nt
Organism: Cyprinodon variegatus (sheepshead minnow)
Lineage: Eukaryota; Metazoa; Chordata; Actinopteri; Cyprinodontiformes; Cyprinodontidae
Gene: soul3
Product: heme-binding protein 1-like
Exons: 5
Coding region: 1-828 (275 amino acids)
Source: RefSeq, a predicted model, not a curated record